Messenger RNA from Tarenaya hassleriana, 1492 nucleotides. Its product is annotated as RHOMBOID-like protein 1. NCBI's taxonomy places the organism in Eukaryota, Viridiplantae, Streptophyta, Magnoliopsida, Brassicales, Cleomaceae. The record is from RefSeq and is a predicted model, not a curated record. Gene Ontology annotation, molecular function: serine-type endopeptidase activity. Gene Ontology annotation, cellular component: membrane. The transcript is spliced from 6 exons. Gene Ontology annotation, biological process: proteolysis. Bases 174 to 1325 code for a protein of 383 amino acids.
UUAGUUAAUUAGCGUGUCCGCGAGGGAUUUCAGGGAGAAGGAGCAAAGACGCUUGAUUCACUUUCUCAUCAGAGGAGAUUCCUUAGCGUUUGCACGACAAUGUCGUGAAGCUCGAUUCCUUUUUUCUCGGCUUUUUGUUCUCUCGAUCGAAUCGGUCGGAGGGAGCAGUUGUAAUGACGCGGGAUCGGCAGGAGGGCGUGGAGAUCAAGGUGGUGACCCCCCCGCCGCACAAUGCGGCCGGACAGUCGCCGUCCUCGGCGGCGCGUCGCCGGAGAAAUCACUCGGCGUUCUCGGAGUUCAGGCCGUUCAAGCUGUGGGCGCCUUGGCUUGUGCCGGCGUUCGCUGUGGCUAACAUUGUCUUGUUCGCCAUCGCCAUGUAUAUCAACGAUUGCCCCAAAAAUUCGCCGAAUUGUUUCGCUAGGAAAUUGGGGAGAUUCGCUUUUCAACCGAUGAAGGAAAAUCCUCUUCUGGGUCCUUCUGCUUCUACAUUGGAUAAAAUGGGUGCCUUAGAUGUUUCCAUGGUGGUCCAAAAGAAACAGGUGUGGCGGCUGUUCACUUGUAUAUGGCUGCAUGCCGGACUUUUCCAUUUAUUUGCCAAUAUGCUGAGCCUUCUCUUCAUCGGCAUUCGACUUGAGCAAGAAUUUGGAUUUGUACGCAUCGGAAUGCUCUAUAUCAUUUCUGGUUUUGGUGGAAGCUUGUUGUCUUCUCUCUUCAACCGGACUGGUAUCUCUGUUGGUGCAUCUGGAGCACUUUUCGGCUUGCUCGGUGCUAUGCUUUCAGAGCUACUCACGAAUUGGACUAUAUAUGCAAAUAAGUUUGCAGCUCUUCUAACUCUCAUCUUCAUCAUAGCCAUAAAUUUAGCUGUGGGUAUUCUUCCACAUGUAGACAACUUUGCCCAUCUCGGAGGAUUCACAUCCGGCUUUCUUCUAGGUUUCGUAUUCUUAAUCCGUCCUCAGUAUGGAUACUUCGACCAGAAGACUGCACCUCGGAGACAUGCUGCACUGUCUGCUAAGUCGAAACAUAAAACAUAUCAAUAUGUUCUAUGGGUCAUAUCCUUAGUACUUUUGAUAGCCGGAUACACAGCUGGCCUAGUAGUGCUUCUUCGAGGGACAGAUUUGAACAAUCAUUGUUCAUGGUGCCAUUUUCUCAUCUGUAUUCCUACGUCGUUAUGGAGCUGCAUAUCAUCAGAUGUCUACUGUGAGUCGAGACGGAUCAGGAACAGGAUGAACUUGACAUGCAUCACUAAUGGAAGAACAGGGAUGUACACGGUCUCAGGCGACAACCAGUUCCAGUUUCAACAGUUGUGUUCUCAGUUGUGCAGCUGAUACAACUACACAUGCUUUUAUAUAGAGAGGAGGUAAGGAAGGAGUCUCUGUAGAAAGACAUUCAUUUAAUUCUAUCUUGUAUUUCAGUUUUUUUUUUGUUCAUUGUUUGGACAAUUGUUUUCGAAACCAAAACAAAAGAAGAAAUGAAAGUAACGAGUUUGCGUUCA